AUGGGGAGCGGCGGCUCGACCGGGCCGCGCUUGGCCACGGCCGAGGGCCCGGGGGGAGUCGAGCAGCGGCUGGAGGUGCGGGGCGGGCGGGUCCCGGCGGCCCUGUGGGCUCAGCGGGGGCUGAGGAAACUCUACCUGAGCGGCGCUGGGCUGCGGGAGGUGCCGGCCGAGCUGGGGGCCUUGCGGCACCUCCGCACUUUGGCCCUGGACGACAACGAGCUGAUGGAGGUGCCCGAGGCCUUGUGCCGCCUGCCCCGCCUGGCCUACCUCUACCUGGGCCGCAACGGGCUGCAGGCCCUGCCGCCCGCCUUCGCCCGCCUGCAGAGCCUGCGCUGCCUGUGGCUGGAGGGCAACUUCCUUGCCCGCUUCCCCCGCGCCCUCCUGGGCCUGCCCGACCUCCGCAGCCUCCAGCUGGGCGACAACCGCCUGGCCCGCCUGCCCGCCGGGCUGCCCCGCAUGGCCAGCCUGCGGGGGCUUUGGCUCUACGGCAACCGCUUCGAGGAGUUUCCCCCCGUCCUGCUGCGCAUGGCCCACCUCCGCGUCCUCGACCUGGACCGCAACCGCAUCGCCCGCUUCCCCGACCUGGCCUGCCUGGCCGCCCUGCGCCUCCUCUCCUACGACCACAACCCCGUCCGGCAGCCGCCCCGCGUCGGGGACGCCGUCCGGCUGGUGGGCGACGGGGCGCAGGAGUUCAUGGAGGCGCAGCAGGAACGCCUGCAGAGCCUCCAGCAGCAGCAGCAAGAGGAGGAGGAAGAGGAGGAAGGCACCGAGGCCCCACCGGCAGCCCCUGGGGACGGUUCCCAGCUGCUGGAGGAUCAGGAAGACAGCUUGGCAGCCCUGCCGGGCUCCCCAGGGGAAACAUGAGCCGCCACGCUGCUGCCAGACAGCCACAGGGAUGCGGCGCGCGGGGAUGGGGAGCCUCCACCCGGCUCCCAAGGACCACCGUCUCCCAGGUAGGGCUGGGGAAGAAGGAAGCCCCCAAGCAAAGAAAACAGUCCGAGGACCAGGAUCUCCCAGGCAGUAGAGCAAAGAGCUGCUGCCUGGAUCCACAGGGCUCGUCGGUCACCGUCAUGAUCUACAAGCCCACCUUAGAGCCUCCCACGUAACCACAGGGUGCCUUGGAUGGGGGGAAAAUGGCCCCACAGACCCCACUUGCCUGCUGGACAGGCCCUGGCAGGCAGCACAGUGCUGCUGAGAGCCAGAUGUCCCCACCAUGCCCGCCCAUGAGCACGGGGACCUUCCUACCACGACCUCCACAGAUGUCCUUUGCUCCUGGCUCUGGGGGGCAGGACAGGAAAAAGCAACGCCGUUUGCAUCCUCAUCAGCCUGAAGAGCAGCAAGGUUUGAGAGCAAACGCACAGACCCCUUCUCGCCCCCGAGACCCCCGUCCUGCCGCUGGAAUUGGGAUGGGGGGAGAGAGAAGUCUCCCGCCGGACUUCUCCCAGCCGUCAGGUUUGGGAAGGAGCAGAUGGAAACCCCACCUGGG
Molecule: messenger RNA, 1486 nt
Organism: Chroicocephalus ridibundus (black-headed gull)
Lineage: Eukaryota; Metazoa; Chordata; Aves; Charadriiformes; Laridae
Gene: LRRC10B
Product: leucine rich repeat containing 10B
Exons: 1
Coding region: 1-864 (287 amino acids)
Molecular function (GO): protein binding
Source: RefSeq, a predicted model, not a curated record